CCCCAGAAAUGGGGGCAUUGGUUAGGAGGCAGGAAAGGCACCGCUGAGAGAAGCCGGGAGAAUGUAGCCCGGGGACGAGCCUGGGCAGCAGCGACCCAAGAGCACGCAGAACUCCAGCGGGGGAGGCGCCCCAAGUGUCACCUGGUGGGACAAAAGCCGACCGGAGCCAGAGUCCGACCAGAGCCUAGGCGAGGCUGGUGGAGGAGUGGAGCAGCCAGGGCCAGGGCUGGGGGCGGGGACCUGGAGGGGAGGGCGACGGAGUGGGCGGGAGCCGGAGCCGCCAGCACAGCGGGAGCAGGUGGAACCACUCGGCGGAGUGGAGUGGGGCUCCGCGGGGGCCAUGGAGCUGCUCAAGCUCAACCGCAGCUUGCAGGGGCCCGGACCCGGACCGGGACCCGGACCCGGCGCUUCUCUGUGCCGCCCAGGUGCCCCCUUCCUCAACGGCAGCAGUGCUGGCAAUCUCAGCUGCGAGCCCCCUCGCAUCCGCGGAACCGGGACCAGAGAACUGGAACUGGCCAUCAGAGUCACCCUGUAUGCAGUGAUCUUUCUGAUGAGCGUUGGGGGGAAUGUGCUCAUCAUUGUGGUGUUGGGACUCAGCCGCCGUUUGAGAACUGUCACCAACGCCUUCCUGCUCUCACUGGCGGUCAGCGAUCUCCUGCUAGCUGUGGCUUGCAUGCCCUUCACACUCCUGCCCAACCUCAUGGGCACUUUCAUCUUUGGCACAGUCAUCUGCAAGGCAGUCUCUUAUCUCAUGGGGGUGUCGGUGAGUGUGUCCACGUUAAGUCUCGUGGCCAUCGCCCUGGAGCGGUACAGCGCCAUCUGCCGACCACUGCAAGCACGGGUGUGGCAGACUCGCUCCCACGCAGCUCGGGUGAUCUUAGCCACGUGGCUGCUGUCUGGACUGCUUAUGAUACCCUACCCUGUGUACACUGUGGUGCAGCCAGUGGGGCCUCGGGUGCUGCAGUGCGUGCAUCGCUGGCCCAGUGCGAGGGUCCGCCAAACCUGGUCGGUGCUGUUGCUCCUGCUCUUAUUCUUCAUCCCAGGUGUGGUUAUGGCUGUGGCCUACGGGCUCAUCUCCCGAGAGCUCUACCUAGGGCUUCGCUUUGACGGUGACAGCGACAGCGAGAGCCAAAGCCGGGUUCGAAACCAAGGAGGCCUGCCGGGUGCACCAGGGCCUGUCCAUCAGAACGGGCGUUGCCGGCCUGAGACUAGCCUGGUUGGGGAGGACAGUGACGGCUGCUACGUGCAACUUCCACGCUCCCGGCCUGCACUGGAGCUGACUGCGCUGACCACGCCCACUCCUGGGUCAGGCCCCGGGUCAGGCUCUGGCCCCCGGCCCAACCAGGCCAAGCUGCUGGCAAAGAAACGGGUAGUGAGGAUGCUGCUGGUGAUCGUCGUGCUCUUCUUCCUGUGCUGGCUGCCGGUGUACAGCGCCAACACUUGGCGUGCCUUCGACGCCAGGGGCGCACACCGGGCACUCUCGGGGGCUCCCAUCUCGUUCAUCCACUUGCUGAGCUAUGCCUCGGCCUGUGUCAACCCCCUAGUCUACUGCUUCAUGCACCGUCGCUUUCGCCAGGCCUGCCUGGACACGUGUUCCCGCUGCUGCCCACGACCUCCACGAGCACGCCCCCGGCCACUUCCUGAUGAGGAUCCUCCUACCCCUUCCAUCGCUUCCCUGUCCAGGCUGAGCUACACCACCAUCAGCACGCUAGGGCCUGGCUGAAGGUUUGUGGGAUUGGAGGAUGAGACAAAGCACAUGAUCCCUACAAACACUGACCCAUCCAAUUCCAUAAGAAACACAACCCAGGACUACCACAGAUGGACACCCAGCAGCAUGGACAGACCCCAACACACAGAAAACUGUAGCUUUGCUGACCAAUAGAAAACAUGAACUUGAGUCUCUCACAGGAAAGGGGGGCACACUUCUCUUUUAGGACUGCAUCCCAUCUUUAGACACCUGGCACUGAUGGCCCUGGACAAGCAGACACAGCAUCCCAAGCAGUGAACUUUCCCUGUACAGGGAGAGCUCUGACCAGGGCUGACCUAUUCCUCACAUUAGUGGCACUGUCUCUCUAAUGGCCACAAGCCUAACACAAGACUGACUCAGGACAUUCCAGUCUGUCCCCAGUUUGACUCACCGUGCCCUUCCCCAACCGGCUUUGAAAAUACCAAUAGGCCAAAUUGCACACCUUCCUCACAAACAGGCCUUUCAGCACUGAAAAGUGCUCUUAUCCAUUUCCGCUGGGAACCUUGGCCCUGCCCCUCUUCUCUCAGCAAACUUCCUCAUAAAAUAAUAAAUGACUUGGCUUUC
Molecule: messenger RNA, 2311 nt
Organism: Nannospalax galili (Upper Galilee mountains blind mole rat)
Lineage: Eukaryota; Metazoa; Chordata; Mammalia; Rodentia; Spalacidae
Gene: Cckbr
Product: cholecystokinin B receptor
Exons: 5
Coding region: 341-1723 (460 amino acids)
Biological process (GO): phospholipase C-activating G protein-coupled receptor signaling pathway
Cellular component (GO): plasma membrane
Molecular function (GO): cholecystokinin receptor activity; gastrin receptor activity
Source: RefSeq, a predicted model, not a curated record